Molecule: messenger RNA, 2152 nt
Organism: Cadophora gregata
Lineage: Eukaryota; Fungi; Ascomycota; Leotiomycetes; Helotiales; Ploettnerulaceae
Exons: 3
Coding region: 865-1815 (316 amino acids)
Source: RefSeq, a predicted model, not a curated record
UAGGAUGCCUCUUUUAGAACCUGAGGUAUGUACAACCCUCCACGGCGCUAGAAGGGCUCGCUUAGGGGAGCUCGAAGAAUUGAAGUUAUUUUUACGUUCACGGAAAAGCACGUUUGCCCCCGCGUGUGAGUGCUAAUCACUACUAUCAACUGACCGUUUGCUGAUUGUCCGUUGACCAUUCGGCAUCUGGUUUGCAUCUGUGGCGAUUCCCAAAAACCAAUCUCUGCCUUCAAGGGAGGUGAUGAAGAGGUCACUUUUACGUUUCAGGCAUGGGAACGGGCGGUUAGGAUUAGGAUUGCAACGGCAAGAUGUUUCAGAGCGGGGAUAAAUUAGUCUUGGGAUUUCCGCAGGCGUUUGACAGGUGGAUCAACUGCACGGCUUCAGUACUUCGAGAAGACGGGCGCGAGACUCGACCUUGAAUGCUCAAGCAUGCCAUGAUCCACCUCAAUGCUGACGCAUAUCUCGUUCUCCAUCGCUGACUUCUUUCACCUUUUCUUUUCCAGGCAUGACCAGUCGACAAGGGUCGAUCAUAUGCCAUGGCGGCUGAUUUCGAUCAUAAGGCUCCAAGAUGCCGAGAAGCCCGGUGACAUUCUUGCAGAUGGUCAUUUAUCGAAGUACCUGACGACAUGCUUCGGCUUCAGUAUGGGGUGGCCUUUGAGGUUACAGGUACAGUGCUACAUUAUUGUUGACAGUGGUGUGCGAGGUGUCUGUCUGGCUUGUGACGUUGGUAUCGAUAAGGAAGCUCGCUAGCCUCGGCCUCGGCUACUGUAAGGAUACCUUCAGCCUUGGCCUCGACGCAGGAGGAACCAUUAAGUUCCAGGUGACUUUUGGCUGCUUCAAGAGCAUGCACCUUUUAAUAUCGUCAUGACUAGUUCCAACCAAGAGAAGUCUUUCGCGGCCGCAACAGCUGUGAAAGCACUAUCCUCGAACCUCUACGAGGCUUUCUUUCCCGAUGAUUGGGCUAUCGGUUCAGUCCCCCAUGGAGGCUACGUAACCUCGGUAUUCUUACAAGUUGCAAGUGCUCACUUCAAUACGACACUUUCCGCUCAAAAACAACCUCAUACCAUCGCUUUACAUCUCGACUUCCUUCGACGUACUCAAGAGGGCCGAGCUCUGUUUACAGUCAAGAACACUAAGCUGGGUCGCCAGACUUCAGUAAUCCAUAUCACGCUCUCCCAGGAUGGCCGGGAAGAGGUUGCUGGCUCCCUUACGCAAAGCGAUAUCAGCUCUGAAUCCGGUGUCUCAUUUGACACUGGGUUCUCACUCACCCCAGCCCCUCUAUCAGUGGACUUGAUAAAGUUAAAAGAGGACAACGAUGACAACUGGAAGAAAUCAGGACCCAUGCCGUUUGCCGAGUUCAGAAAAGCAACCAGGAAGACGCAGUUCUACCUCCCUCGCAACGGCCAAGCAACUUGGAGCUGGGCAGAUCAGUGGAUCAGAAUGAGCAACGGAGAGAAAUGGACGAACGAAUCUAUCGGCUACGUGGUGGACAUGUUCAUGAUGCCCGUUGAGGCCCAUCUCCAGCUCGAGGUUGCUGAGAAAACGGCUGCUGGAUCCGGGACUGGCUCACCGAGGAAGUUUUGGUACCCGACUGUGUUGUUGAAUUUGGAUGUUAAGAAGGCAUUGCCGACGGACGGGGUGGAAUGGCUAUUUAGUAGAACAACAGCGAAGCAGGUGAAGAACGGAAGGAUGGAUCUAGAGAUUAUUGUCUUGGAUGAGCAAGGCGACAUUGUGGCUUUAAGCCAUCACAUUGCUUUAGCCGUUGACUCCUCGAGGAACCUUGCGAAGCGAAUCACUGGAAACAGUAAGAUGUGAGCUAUCGUAGCUCACGUGGGUGGUGAUGGAAUACCUUCACUACCAACAACCCACCUAUAGCCACUGCAGGCUAACCUUCGCAGAUAGCUCUCCUAUAGAUUUUAGUGCUGUAAGACAAUCGCCUCAAUUUCCCCCACAACGACCACAUACCAUAAUUCUAGUAAUAAAGGAGGGCUGAAUAGCAAUUUGGUCACUAGACAUAUUCUCAUCUUUUCUGGUGUUACUCCCGAAGGCAGACUGGAUACUAGGUGGGCAUCGAGUGAUAGAAGCAGUAAAUAUUGAAGAGACUUAGGCACGUACCGAUGACAUGACGCAUAAUGGGCAGGUGAUGUGGAUA